This is a messenger RNA of Lichtheimia ornata, 2907 nucleotides long. RefSeq lists its product as uncharacterized. Bases 1 to 2907 code for a protein of 968 amino acids. The record is from RefSeq and is a predicted model, not a curated record. NCBI's taxonomy places the organism in Eukaryota, Fungi, Mucoromycota, Mucoromycetes, Mucorales, Lichtheimiaceae. The transcript is spliced from 3 exons.
AUGCAUCGAGAGCUGGGAGGAGGCGAUGAGGAAACGACUUUUCGGCGUCAGAGUAUAACCAAUAACAACAACAGCAACAGCGGCUUUGCAUCACCAUCGCGUCCCUUUGUUUCAACGCAUAAUCGCUUCUCUACAACCAUGCCGCAUCGGAUAAAGCGCUUCAUCAGUCAGCGACCUACGGCAAUAUGGUGGACCGUGGUUGCCAUGCUAUUACUGUUUCUUGUCAUGCGUAUGCCUUCAUCGUUACCACGGCCACAGAAGCCCCGUAAGGAGGUGCUAUUUACCCACGACCUAGUUGAAUAUCAAGACACCAGUGAAAUCACGGAUUAUGUACUGCUGGACAGGCUGCUAAAAGGGGAUCAAGACCAUCCGAUUCAGUUCAACCGACAAGAGCGAACGCCACAUUGGGUUAGCAAUACUGGGAAGGCAUCAUUUGCAAAGCAAUUGCAGCAGCAACAUCGACGUGGACAUCGAGUGGAUGAAUUGGAGAAACUUACGCGGGACGUCAAGUUGCCGUAUGUGGAUGAACAAACGAGCACAGUGUCAGUGACAGCGAUUGUGUAUUAUGGCAGCAGUGGACAAGCAUUGGAUGCCCAAUUACAAGCCGUGUUUUCUCAAAGUGUGGUGCCUCAAGAUGUAUGGAUUGUAUGCACACCAGCAACACGAUCCGAGGUGAAGAGCAAAGCUGUUGCCUAUGAGAACAACAAGCGACUUCAUAUCAUGGCAUGGGAUCCUGUUGAAUGGCUACAGAUUGCUGCACGUGCACCUGGCGAGUUCAUUUGGAUCAUUGACCCCCAUAUUGCACCUGGAAAGCGAUACCUCGAGCAUGUUUUACGAUUAGCGCACACCGAUGCUUAUCGAAGCGCGUUGCUCGGCACACAUGCAAUGACGUUUCAUCAACAACCCGAUACCACCCAUUUGGAAUGUGCAGCAGACGUUGUUGAUAAUGGCGUACGACCCACUACGACACAUGCUGUGGAUAUGAUUAGCGACCUUUGGUUAAUACGACGAGCUUGGUUGGCACAUGUCAAGACACCCUUUGCUUUGCAUUAUGAUCCCGAUUUAUUCGGUUAUGCACUUUGCAGGAGUCUACAUACACAUGCUGGUAUCCCAUCAAUCAUGAUCCCAUCCAAUUCACAUGAUGACUCUUUGCGUGUACAACGACUUGCUGGGGGUGAUAUGCAUGCUACAAGAACCCGUUUAUGCCAACAAGUACAACAACAUGUAAGACAAGCACAAAAGGAAGGAACGGCUUGGCAAGAAGAUAUGGUCGCUCCAACUGAGAAUGAUGCAUCAAUUGUCUUUGUGGUGGAUGGCGUACAACAACUUCGGCAAAUCCAAUCGCUAUUAUGUCGCUUCGUACACAACAACCAAAGAACCUUUGAUAUCCAUAUGGCAACAACGGAUAGUUAUCAAGGUUUAUCAGCCACUCACCUCCACGACAAAUUGCAUGAAUAUGAUCCUGAAUGUGCAGCAAGCAUCAUGGUGCAUGAUCUCAAUAUGGGUUACGCGCGUCAUCUUGGUCUAGUGGCAGGAAAGGAUACCACCACUUUUAUGAAUCAGACUCCAUACGAGGUAGCACGACUUGUAUCAGUUUUACAACCACGCCUUGUAAUCCAUUUGACUGGCAAGGGUCCUAUGGCACGAGCUGUGGAGCUUGCACGUGAUCUCAGCAAGACGACAACUAUCAGCUUACCAGCACGUGAUGUCCAACAUGUAUUAUGGGCUGCUGAUUUGCCAUUGCAGGCAUUGGAACAAUGGAACAGCUUUUCAGUGAAGCUUGUGAUUGUGACGGAUCGACGACCGCAUACUCUAGCACGCUUAUUACGUUCAGCUGCCCGUGCACACUACUUUGGUGAUACUGUGGACGUAUCGGUGGUCAUGGAGCAAACAAGUGAUCGUGUGACACAAACAUUCGUGAGUAGUGUACCAUGGCCACAUGGGACAAAGGACGUGCGUCACCGGAUUACACGUGUGAACGAGAUGCCUGUGCACGUUGAAGCUUGGUAUCCAGCAGGGGAUCAUGAGUAUGGCAUAUUGUUGGAUGACACUGUGGAGCUUUCACCACUAUUUUAUGCAUGGGCGAAGUAUGCUAUUCUACGCUAUCGUUAUGCCUCCGACAAUCCCAAGGAUGCUGGUCAAUUAUUGGGCGUCAGCUUAUAUGCUCCAAGAUUAGCUGAAAAUGAUGCAACACAAGGACGGCAGCUUUUUGAUCCAUCUCAAGUAUUGAUGCAUGCAGGAUUAGAUCCAAAGUCAGCAUAUACAAUGCAAGCGGUACCACCAGGACAUUCAGGCACCCUCUAUUUCCCUGAACAUUGGCGAGAGUUCCAUGAUUACAUCAGUGCUCGUGUUGCUGAUAUGAAACGCAAGAAGCUGCAAAAUAUUCAAGUACCCAAUGCGCGUUCAAGUCAAUGGGAGAACUCAUGGCGGCGUUAUAUGGAUGAGCUUUUAUAUAUGCGUGGCUAUGUUAUUCUUUAUCCCAAUAUUCCCAAUGGUGCAAGUUUAUCCACUUUACAUCUCGACCUUGGUUCAAGUCCACUAGCAAGCUAUGCUCAUGCUGCUUCUCUUUUCCGAGUGCCUCUCUUGGGUGAUUCUGAUGAUGAAGCAGUAUUCGAAUUACCACGUUGGCAUCAGCUCCCAGUGCUGGACAUGUGGGGUCAAGUAAGAUCAUUAGAUUCAUUAGUGGAUGUGGGUACACAGCUGCAGCGGCAGGUGUCAGCUUGUACGCCACUCGCGCUUAAUCAGCAUAUGCACGAUCCAUCCGACAUGCUGUGUCCACCCGCUCGGCUUGUUGAAAUACCUGUUCCUGUCGAACAACAAUUACAAAACCCUCAACCUCCUCCGGAUUAUCCUACUCGCACUGUCAUUGUUCCGGCUGAUAGUGGUUCGGAGCCAACAUCUGUUUAG